AAUUUUGACCUAUUUCUUUGGAUAACAUAACGGUAAACUUGACAAGGGUGACGCAGGGUGGAUUAAAGUAUGAAAAGGGCUCUAUGUAUAAAAAAGCUGCGUCCGAUGUUAGAAGAAGUGGCAUACCUCUGGCAAGGUAAAAGGUCUUACUAUGAACACAAGGUGUCUGACCAGGCUAGACCAGGUGUACAUAUAGUGGAUCUACGCAGCGACACGGUGACGAAGCCGUCACCUGGAAUGAGGAAUGCAAUGGCUACUGCAGAGGUUGGUGAUGAUGUCAUGGGAGAGGAUCCAACAGUCAAUGCUUUACAGAACAGAAUAGCUAAACUCUUCGAUAAAGAAGCUGCUUUAUUUGUACCAACUGGUACAAUGGGUAAUCUCAUAUCAGUUCUCACUCACUGCCCAGAGAGAGGCUUAGAAGUUGUCCUUGGCCACAAAAGUCACAUCUUUGUCCAUGAGCAAGGGAAUAUAGCCCAAUUUGGGGGCUUACUGACCUCUACAGUAGAAAACAAUGAUGAUGGGACGAUGGACCUGGAGAAGAUGAAGGAGCGGAUAAGGCUGAGCGAUGACCCUCACUUCCCCUACACCAGACUGAUCUGUGUAGAAAACACACACAACUAUUGCGGAGGGAAAGUUAUUCCAGUGCCCUACAUGAGAAAGGUGUAUGAUAUAGCACAAGAAUGUGGUAUAAAGGUACACUUGGAUGGAGCUAGACUGAUGCAUGCUGCCGUGGCUCUGGGUGUACAGGCAUCGGACAUCACCCGCUGUGUCGACUCCGUCAACAUGUGCUUUUCCAAGGGGCUUGGUUGUCCAGUAGGCUCGAUUAUAGCAGGAACAGAGGACUUUAUUCGAAUAGCUAAGCGACGUAGGAAGGCCCUUGGGGGUGGGAUGCGACAAGCAGGGGUGCUGGCUGCAGCCGCCAUGUAUUCACUUGACCACGUCUUGCCAAAGCUUUCAGAGGAACAUGACAAGACUCUGCAGAUCACUCAGGCAAUAAUGUCAGCUCCCCAGACAGUUGUAACUGUUGACUGUCAGACAGUGAAAACCAACAUAGUGUUCCUGACAGUGACCAAACCAGGACUGACGGCCACACAGCUGUAUGACCGUCUGCUGCAGGUGACAGAGAAAGAGGAGAAAGAUAUAGGAGAAAGCAUCGUCGUGAAGACCGUUCCAUACUCAGACACACUGCUUAGAUUUGUUUUACAUUGUGAUAUCUCAUCUCAGGAUGUUCAAAAAGCCAUAAGAAAAUUCUCUUAUGUCCUGUGUGAACUAUCUUAAAUUACCCAUUUUAAGUUCAAGUUCUCUUAUUAGUCAAUGAUUAUAGAACUGGUUUAUUAAGGGUGAAAUUUGAAAAUUUAUAUAUAAUAUAAUAUAACAUAAUAUUCAUGAGGUUUUUGCAUGAAUCAGCAGAAAAUCAACCUCACAUGAAUCUUUUGAUAAAGAGUAUUAUAAUUACAGACACCUGAAAUUUUAAACUUUUCUCUUCAUGAAAAAAAUCCUUGUUAUUAUUUGGUACAAGGGAUUUUUUCCAUUAAGAGGAAAGUUUAAAAUGUCAGGUGCCUGUGAUUUCAAUAAAUAAAAUUUAAAUAUUGAUGUAAAAAUUGAAAAUCAAAUACAUUUGUUGUUAAAAAAUAUGUGCAAAAUUAGUGCAAGGAAAUACAUGUAUAACAUGAACUUUAUUCUUAUAUGAUUUCAUUCAAUCUGUUAUAAAAGAGAAAAUUUCAUUAUUAACUUCCAUCAUCAACAAAAAUAAGUAUUCUAUAUAUUGUAGAUAUACUAUCCCUGCAGAUAAUGUGCCAAAUAUUUUAUGGGGGAUUCUACAUUGAGUAAGAUUUACUUUGUUUCAGGAUUGUAUUUGGAGCAUUUUCUGUUCUUGAUUCAUGUUUCAAAAGACUGAACUGUUGGUUUCUCAUGUUUUUGGGGGGUUUAUGUUUGUUUCAUUAUAUUACCUUCUUCUUUACACAGGAUAUAUGGUUGGAAAUAACAAUGUUCAUGUUAACCUAGAAAGUAUUCUAUGAGAACCGUUUUGUUAUUUGCAUUGUAGAUUUAUACCAGUCAGUAUAUCACAUAUCAGUAUUUUGUACUGUAAACAUAACGGUAGUUGAUGUAUGGUUAUUUAUCGACACAGUUUUAGCUCACUGAGACAAAAUUAGGGGGAGCUUAUGCAUUAUAUCCUUAGUAACUUGUGACAUGAGAUUUGAUUGGCUAAUGAGCCAGGUGUAAAUUUUCGUACUCUCAACUUGAGCUGGGCUGGGGGUAUAUAACAUGACAUCACAAUGCAUUAAAUGUGAAGUCUUUUUUAAAAACAAUAAAAUAUUAAAUGCUUUCUUUGCUGAUUCAUAUAGUAUAUGAAGGUGGUGACAUUGCAGAAAAAAAAUUACAUAACUAGUUUUAUCAAGUUACAGUUAUAAUAAUAUAUUUGUAUUAUUAUAAUAUGAUAUUGUUGUAUAAUAUGAUAUUGUAUCAUAUUAUAUUAUGUUGUAUCAUAAUCCUAUCAUAAUGUUUGAUUUGAGUAUCAAAUGAUAAUAAUUGUAUCUAAUGAUAUUGUAUCAUGUUGAUAUAUAUAUUACAUGUAGAUUGUUGUAUCAUUUGAUAUUGUACAGUAUCAUUUGAUACAAAAUAUGAUACAAUAUGAAUCAUAUAAAACACAAACUUGUAUUGUAUAAUACAUUAUUAUUCAUAUACCGUACGAUAAAAUGAUACAAUAAAUAUAAUUUUAUAUAAUUUUAAAAACAAUAUCAUUUCUUUUGAUAAUAUAUCAUUUAAAAAGACCUCAAAUUUUAUGAUACGAUAGUAUUUCCUAUGAUACAAUAUUAUAUGAUACAAUAGCAUUUUAUUAUGCAAUAUAUAUAAAGAAGAUAUUUUAACAUUUAAUACUGUAUCAUGUAUAUGAUACUGUUACGAUAUUAUUUCAUGAUAUCAUAUCAAAUAAUUUUUUUAUUUCAUGAUAUGAUAUGAUAUGAUAUUGUGUCAAACCAUGCCACGAUAUCUGAUUUUUUGAUAUAAGAGAUCAUUAACUAUGAUUUUCAUAUAGACCAAUCCACACUUUACAAAAGUUAUGUCCCUUGUCCGCCAUCUUUGGGGAAACACCCAUAUAUUUCUCACAGUAGCCUUUGUAGUUUAGAGGGGUAUAACUUCGUCAAAUGACAUUAGAAAUCUGUUUCCGCUGUGAAUUUUAUUGCCCCAAGUUGGGGCAACCCACACAUCAAAGGAAUGAAUUAAAUUCCAAGAGAUUUCUUCACAGGACGUCCAAAUAUUUGGUUGCAUAAAGAAGGGAAAAGUUGUUUUUUCCCUUUUGACCUUUGGGUUGACCCCGCAAAUGAAACAACUUUUGCAAAGUGUGGAUUGGACUUAUGAUCAAAGUGUUCUCAAAAAGGUGAUACAUUGUCUUGGUGAGCUUUUUAACCUGUGAUUUGUUGUAAUCAGGUACUGUCAAUAUUCCAUUUAAUUGAAAUUAUUUUCAGUAAAAUAAAAUAUUUUAUUUUCAUUAAUUAUG
Messenger RNA from Magallana angulata, 3496 nucleotides. RefSeq lists its product as uncharacterized. The transcript has 10 exons. NCBI's taxonomy places the organism in Eukaryota, Metazoa, Mollusca, Bivalvia, Ostreida, Ostreidae. Gene Ontology annotation, molecular function: L-allo-threonine aldolase activity. Gene Ontology annotation, biological process: glycine biosynthetic process; L-threonine catabolic process. The coding region runs from base 70 to 1278 and encodes 402 amino acids. The record is from RefSeq and is a predicted model, not a curated record. Gene Ontology annotation, cellular component: cytosol.